Molecule: messenger RNA, 517 nt
Organism: Oppiella nova
Lineage: Eukaryota; Metazoa; Arthropoda; Arachnida; Sarcoptiformes; Oppiidae
Source: the annotation of a GenBank genome assembly
AGGGAAUUGAAAAUAUUUUAAAAGUAAUAAUCUCGUAUAAACUAUUAUUGACUUGUAAAAAUAAUUAGGAUGAAAACGGCACUGUUAGCCUUGGCCAUCAUGGCCGCCCUCAUAUGCGCGAUUGAGGCGCAGUACUACCGGCGGUCCGUACUUAUCGGUCGAGUCCGACCCCUAAUCCGCGAUUACGAGACCCAUUAUAACCGUCACCGACAGUCCAACCGGGGAUUGGCUGAUCGACUGGACAGGGAGCUCAGGAUAAUCCGGGAACUGGAAAGGGAUCUCCGAGGGGCGUCCUAUAAUUUAGACUACUGGCGCUAUCAGGCGUAUGAGGAACGGCUGAUUAGACACGAGAAGCGCCUGAAAGAGUUGUUGAGAGAAAAAAUACAGGAAGAGGAACUGGAUGUCGAUUCCCGGGAUGACGAUAAUGAUGAUGAGUAUUAGAGAUGAUUUUAUAAACUUUUUUUAAUUAGUGUGCUUGUUGAUUAAUAUUUUUAUGCAAUUUAUUAUUUAAAAACAC